This is a messenger RNA of Eublepharis macularius, 1857 nucleotides long. It is a transcript of the gene ACKR4, whose product is annotated as atypical chemokine receptor 4. Lineage: Eukaryota; Metazoa; Chordata; Lepidosauria; Squamata; Eublepharidae. The coding region runs from base 21 to 1136 and encodes 371 amino acids. The transcript is spliced from 2 exons. Gene Ontology annotation, cellular component: membrane. The record is from RefSeq and is a predicted model, not a curated record. Gene Ontology annotation, biological process: chemotaxis; G protein-coupled receptor signaling pathway; immune response. Gene Ontology annotation, molecular function: chemokine binding; chemokine receptor activity; scavenger receptor activity.
ACAAGAACCACAUUCCGCAGAUGGAGUUCCUAACUGCAGCUCCUGCUACCAAAAUAUCAUCAGAUUUCUCGAUGGAGUCCUAUAUAAAUUCUUCAGUAGAUUAUUCUUACAAUGAUGAGGAAUGGAAUGAUACUUUAGAAUAUGCUUUGUAUGAAGAGAUGUGUGUCAAAGAAGAAGUCAGACAUUUCAGGAAAUCAUUCCUCCCUGCAUUUUAUUCCAUUGUUUUCCUUGCUGGACUUGCUGGAAAUUCUUUAGUGGUUGCGAUAUAUGCCUACUUGAAGAAGUUAAAGAGCCGGACAGAUGUGUACAUAAUGAAUUUGGCCAUUGCCGAUUUGCUACUGCUUUUCACUCUCCCAUUUUGGGCAGCAAAUGCUGGGCACGGAUGGGUGCUUGGUAUCGCUUUGUGCAAAAUCACCUCUGCUAUGUACACCUUGACCUUCAGCGCUCGGAUGCAGUUUCUGGCCUGCAUCAGCAUUGACAGAUAUAAUGCCAUCAUCAAACCCCAGAAUCAACAAAGAGAUACAAAGAAAUGCAGCAAAACUUGCUCCGUUGUCUGGAUAGCUGCCAUGUUGCUAUGCAUUCCUGAACUGAUUUUUAACACAGUUAAAGAGCUACACGACAGAUCUGAAUGUCUUCCUAUAUUUCCCAAGAGCCUUGGGGUAACGCUUAAAGCAACCAUCCAAAUCUUGGAAAUUACUCUGUGUUUUGUAUUGCCUUUCCUCGUCAUGGUGAUCUGCUACUCGGCUAUUGCCAGAGCUCUCAUUAAGAGUCCCAGCGUUAAGAAAUCCCAUCCCCUGAAAGUUCUUGCAGCAGUCGUCUCUGCCUUUAUCCUCACCCAAUUGCCCUACAACAUUGUCAAGCUUUGGAGAGCCAUAGAUAUUAUCUUCCACCUGAUUACAGACUGCAACGUAAGCAAAGCCAUCGAUGUUGCCUUCCAGGUCACAAAGAGUAUUGCCUUGUUUCACAGCUGCUUAAACCCCAUCCUGUAUUUUUUUAUGGGAGCCUCUUUUAAAAUGUAUAUGGUGAAAAUAGCAAAAAAAUAUGGCUACUGGAGAAGACAACAAACAGCAACUGAAGAGAUUCCCAUGGGGUACGAGGAGGACUCUGCAGAACAAACAAGCAGCUUCACUAUUUAGAAAACUAGGAGGAGGGUACCGUAGUCCACAUUAGCGAAUCAACAUUCAGACAUUGAGGGCUGAUUCCAAGAUAACAGAAUGUAUCUGCUCCUGGGCAUAGAACUGCAUCUCAAAAUACUUGUUUAAACUGGUAGAGCAAAGCAGAAAUCUUGGUGCAAUCUGUACUCCAGACACUCCAGCAUGGCACGUACCAUUUCCACUCUUGCUUUCAGUUUAUUGUACAAUAUCAUCCAGUUAAUAUAGACUACUUUAUGGGGAACUGAGGGAUGGAGACACAAAAAUAAGAGAUACGCUUAAAAACAUGGGAGGGAUUUGUGUGAGGUGUGUGCAUGUGGAGAGCAGGGAUGAGAAGUAUACCAAAGUUGUGUUCUGCAGGGCUGGCUUUUUCUCAAGCAGCCUGUAUCAGACUAAUGCAUGAUAAACAAGUUAGUUUUUGUUCUGUUUUUUAAACUUUUACUGUACCCAGCAUCCUGGUGCAGUGUGCCUUCCUGCUCCUACCAAUUAACUAUAUGGAGUAGGCAGGCCUUUUUUUCUGGGAAAAGAGGUAGCAGAACUCAGUGGGUUGCCAGCACAGGGGGCAACUCCCUGUGUGAGGUGGUGCCCCUGGUACCACACGUGCAUGCAAAAAGUGCAUGCACACUCCCAGGCCCACACAAUGAUGUCACUUUGGGUCAGCUGGAACAAAGGGGGAGUUUUUAAAAGUUUAAAUCGCCCUCGGCGA